AUGGUCUGGAAAGAGAUAGACAUGCGCAUACUGCGGCUGCAACGGCACUGGACACACGGCGUCAUGGGUGCCGCACAGAGCGACAACGCGAACUUGACCAAGGCGGAACUAGUGAUGAGGAUAAAAUCGCGUCUGGCCACCGUCGACCCCACCAAGGCGAAGGAAGUGGGGGGUGUGUUCCUAUUCAACAUAAUCAAAGGGACCUCCGUGUACAGCUGGACCCUGGACCUGAACAACGUUACGGUAUACGAAGGAGAGCCGGAGGAAGAUCCAGAUACCACGUUCACGCUAAAUGAGCACUACUUCAAGCAGCUGGUGAGCGGCAGUGAAGAUGCCAGGGCCAUCAUGCAGGCGGGGCGGUGCUCUGUCACCGGUGAUAUCAUGAGGGCGAUGAAACUAGAGCCUUAUAUUAAGAUAGAU
Iphiclides podalirius (scarce swallowtail) is the source of this 420-nucleotide messenger RNA. Lineage: Eukaryota; Metazoa; Arthropoda; Insecta; Lepidoptera; Papilionidae. The record is from the annotation of a GenBank genome assembly.